AGCACUUCCUGAUGCUGCCCAGCUACUUCCUGUUCCUCAGGAGGAAUUGAAGCCUUGUGUGUUUGGAGGUGAAGCUGCCACAAUGUUACAGUUCAUACUGGGAUUUGCCUUUGGAAACGUGGUGGGGAUGUACCUUGCACAGAACUACGAGGUUCCUGAUAUAGGAAAAAAAGUAGAAAAUUUCAAGAAGGAUUUGGAAGCGAAGAAGAAACCUCCCGGCGAGUAGUGACCAUAAGUGGCCAAGAACCGGCAACUCCUCCUCCAUUUAGUAGACAUGGUAUUUGUGUAUCUAUAAGCUGUAUUGGCGCUGUGAGAGAAAUGGAGGGCGCCCCCAACCUGCAGGGCUGAGAUCGAACCUGAGGCUUUGGACAGCUGGACCUGUUACAAUGGCGUAACCCACCAAUGGGAACGUUCCAAAGAUCCCCCUCCCCCGGCAGCUUGUGAUGGUUCCCAUUAUCCUGGGCAGCUACAUUAGACUGCAUCAUGUGUUAUUCCAAUCUGUCGCUUUUAGAUUUCAAAGGGUUUAAUAAAGUUUUGUUUAUUGUACAGUU
This is a messenger RNA of Hyla sarda, 551 nucleotides long. RefSeq names its product short transmembrane mitochondrial protein 1 (gene STMP1). The record is from RefSeq and is a predicted model, not a curated record. NCBI's taxonomy places the organism in Eukaryota, Metazoa, Chordata, Amphibia, Anura, Hylidae. Bases 83 to 226 code for a protein of 47 amino acids. The transcript has 3 exons.